Molecule: messenger RNA, 1485 nt
Organism: Lachancea dasiensis
Lineage: Eukaryota; Fungi; Ascomycota; Saccharomycetes; Saccharomycetales; Saccharomycetaceae
Source: the annotation of a GenBank genome assembly
AUGCUCUUGGUUACAUGUCUAUUUGUUUAUCUGUCGUUGUUUUGUAGCCUGUGGAGUUCGGUUAAUAUAAUGAAAAAAUUGACCAGUGAAUGGUACGUCCAAAAACCAAGAAUUGGCAUCUUCCACUACCGCUCCUCACAGAUCCAAUUGGCAUUAGUUGAAAUGCCAUCUCGGGUGGUUCUCCAAGGACUUUUGAAGAAGCCAAAUUACUUUUUGCGGAACAGCAGAUAUCCGCUAAAAUCUGGGUUCAAUGGGGCAAAGUUCAUCCUGUACACUGCUGGGAUGAUUGGCGGAGGGUUUGCCGGUUUGUACCUAAUCAACUCCAGAUCGGCGAUUCACGAAUACGUACUGUGUCCUCUGGUGCGGUUUAUGACGCCCGAUGCGGAAAACGGGCACAAGUUGGGAAUCUUUUUGUUGAAGUGGGGACUUACGCCAAAGCUGCUCUUCGACAAAGACGACGAGGUUUUAAAGGUCAAUGUGUUUGGCACAACGAUGAGCAACCCAAUCGGAUGCGCAGCUGGCCUUGAUAAAAACGGGGAAGCCAUUGAUGGGAUUUUACAAGGAGGAUUUGCGUACCACGAAAUCGGGUCUAUAACUCCACUGCCGCAGCCAGGUAACCCUAGACCUAGGUUCUUCAGAUUGCCUCGUGAUGGCGCAGUGAUAAACAGAUAUGGCUUCAACUCCGACGGCCACGAACACGUUUUUGCCAACGUUGCCGCGCGCGUUUCCGAUUAUCUAUACUCGUACUUCUCAAAGAAUGCCAGUAUCGACAAACUGUCUCUAUAUCAAAACAAGCUGCUGGCUAUCAAUCUGGGUAAAAACAAGAAUGGCGACGAGGUCAAAGAUUAUCUGAAAGGUGUGGAGAAGUUCCAGUCGCUAGCCGACGUCUUGGUGAUAAAUGUCUCAUCGCCAAACACGCCGGGUUUAAGAGAUUUGCAAAAUGAGUCUAAAUUGACAGAUCUUUUGAGCCAGGUUGUAGACAAGAGAAACUCCCUCGUCUGUGCCGGCAACGCCUUGGGUGCAACUUCUCACAGGCCACCCAUUUUGGUCAAGAUAGCCCCCGAUUUGACGGCCCCAGAGUUACAAUCCAUCGCUGAAGCUGCCAAAAAAUCCAAAGUGGACGGUAUCAUUGUGUCCAAUACCACGAUCAAGAGACCUGGUACACUCAUUACUGAAGAUGAAACCCUAACACACCAAGUUGGGGGUCUAUCCGGUAAACCUUUGAAAGAGUUUUCUUUGAAGGCUCUGCGGACAAUUUACCAGUACACUCGUGAUUCAGACUUGGUUCUAGUCGGUUGCGGUGGUAUUUCUUCUGCAGAAGACGCGUUGGAGUUCGGCAGAGCCGGCGCCAAUUUCGUGCAGCUCUACACUGCGUUUGCCUACAAGGGCCCCGGCCUUGUGGCCAAGAUCAAAGACGGUGUCACGGAGCAAUUGAAGAAGGAGGGAAAAACCUGGAUGCAAAUAGUGGGCGAAGAUCAGAAGUAG